AUGACAUUGAUGGCUUCAAGAGCUGAUAUAGGGAUCUCUGCCCUAACCAUCACCCCCGACAGGGAAAAUGUGGUGGACUUCACAACACGUUACAUGGACUACUCGGUGGGCGUGCUGCUUCGAAAGGCAGAGAAGACAGUGGACAUGUUUGCCUGCUUGGCACCGUUCGACCUCUCCCUGUGGGCGUGCAUAGCUGGCACUGUGCUGUUAGUAGGGCUACUGGUCUACCUCUUAAACUGGCUCAACCCCCCGCGCCUUCAGAUGGGAUCCAUGACCUCCACAACCCUCUACAACUCCAUGUGGUUUGUGUAUGGAUCCUUUGUUCAACAAGGAGGAGAGGUUCCGUACACAACCCUGGCAACCCGACUGAUGAUGGGGGCUUGGUGGCUUUUUGCUUUGAUUGUCAUCUCCUCCUACACGGCAAACCUAGCAGCUUUCCUCACCAUCACACGCAUUGAGAACUCCAUCCAGUCUCUCCAGGAUCUCUCAAGGCAGACGGAUAUUCCUUAUGGCACUGUCUUGGACUCCGCAGUCUAUGAGCACGUCCGAGUGAAAGGGAUGAAUCCUUUUGAGAGGGACAGCAUGUAUUCCCAAAUGUGGCGGAUGAUUAACAGAAGUAACGGCUCGGAGAACAACGUCAUGGAAUCAACCGCGGGCAUUCAAAAGGUGAAACACGGGAACUACGCCUUUGUAUGGGACGCAGCAGUACUGGAGUACGUGGCCAUCAACGACGCAGACUGCUCUUUUUACACGGUCGGGAACACUGUUGCGGACAGAGGAUAUGGGAUCGCACUGCAGCACGGCAGCCCCUACCGAGAUGUUUUCUCACAAAGGAUUUUGGAGCUGCAGCAGAAUGGCGACAUGGACAUACUGAAGCAUAAGUGGUGGCCAAAGAACAGUCAAUGUGACCUUUACUCAUCUGUGGAUACCAAACAGAAAGGAGGUGCCCUGGACAUAAAAAGUUUUGCAGGUGUUUUCUGCAUCCUCGCUGCUGGGAUUGUCCUAUCCUGUUUCAUUGCAAUGUUGGAAACGUGGUGGAAUAAAAGGAAAGGCUCCCGGGUUCCAUCAAAAGAGGACGACAAGGAGAUCGACCUGGAGCAUCUCCACAGGCGCGUGAACAGCCUCUGUACAGACGACGACAGUCCUCAUAAACAGUUCUCCACGUCGUCAAUUGACUUGACCCCACUGGACAUUGACACUUUACCCACACGUCAGGCACUGGAGCAAAUCAGUGACUUCAGAAACACUCACAUCACCACAACCACCUUCAUACCAGAACAGAUCCAGACUCUGAGCCGCACGCUGUCUGCUAAAGCUGCUUCGGGUUUCUCCUUCGGCAGCGUGCCCGACCACCGAACUGGCCCUUUCAGGCACAGGGCACCCAACGGUGGCUUCUUCAGAAGCCCCAUCAAAACAAUGUCAUCUAUCCCUUACCAACCAACUCCUACUCUGGGGCUGAAUAUUGGUAGUGACCCAGACCGAGGCACCUCCAUCUGAGCAUCAGACCAAGUUUCUUCACUGUUCCUUUUUUAGGACUCCCUUUGCAAGGAGCAGCUGUAAUAUUGUGGGACUAACAUGGA
Charadrius vociferus (killdeer) is the source of this 1580-nucleotide messenger RNA. Its product is annotated as glutamate receptor ionotropic, delta-2. Gene Ontology annotation, molecular function: glutamate-gated receptor activity; transmitter-gated monoatomic ion channel activity involved in regulation of postsynaptic membrane potential. Gene Ontology annotation, cellular component: postsynaptic membrane; plasma membrane. The record is from RefSeq and is a predicted model, not a curated record. Gene Ontology annotation, biological process: monoatomic ion transport; synaptic transmission, glutamatergic; modulation of chemical synaptic transmission. Bases 1 to 1497 code for a protein of 498 amino acids. Lineage: Eukaryota; Metazoa; Chordata; Aves; Charadriiformes; Charadriidae. The transcript is spliced from 7 exons.